GGAGGAGAUCUAAAUUCAGCAAGAACAAACACGCUUUGGAAUUGUAUUUCUGAAUUUCUAAGCAGCCUGCUUUCCGCCCUGUGGGGGUUAGCAUACAGGCAAGUUGAAAAGCUUGUUUUACAGCAAGGCGGCAGUGAAAGAGAUUGAAACUCCUAUAUCUUAGAGAGCCCAGGAAAUCUUUUCCUAAGGAAUCUCAGUUACACAUUCCCAGUUAAACAACUUUGGAAAAUCUGCAUUUAAAGUACUUCUCUACUUUUUGACUUGCAGUUGAACAUAAAGCAGCAAGUUCUGUAUCAGCUUCAUUAACAACUGGGAAAACAAGAACGUGGAAUUAAAUGCAAGGAUGACCUCAUCAGUUGCCUGUACAACUAUGUUUAUUAUCGCCCAGGACUGGAUGUGUGACUAUUGUGGAAUUUGGAAGAAAAGAAUGAUCUCCUGCUGAUUCCUGCAGUAUCUUCCUACUGCAACAUUCAUGUUUCAACGUGGAAGUUUUAAAGUAAAAUGGAAAACUUAUGAAAUCACUCACAGACCAAAUUCAUCUGCAAGCUACCCAGAGAUUUUAAAGCAGUUACUGCAGAAGGGCUGCUAACAACAAAAGGAAUUCAACAUUGUAAAUUUAAAUUGCCAUUAUAAUGGUAAGCUCUAAUUGCUCCACUGAGGACUCCUUUAAGUAUAUUUUAUAUGGAUGUACGUUUAGCAUGGUGUUUGUCCUUGGUCUAAUAUCAAAUUGCGUUGCUAUAUACAUUUUUACAUUCACAUUGAAAAUGCGAAAUGAAACAACAACUUACAUGCUUAAUUUAGCAAUAUCUGAUCUGCUUUUUGUAUUUACAUUACCCUUCAGGAUUUAUUACUUUACAGUAAGAAACUGGCCAUUUGGAGAUAUACUUUGCAAGAUUUCUGUCACCUUGUUUCAUACAAACAUGUAUGGAAGCAUUUUCUUCUUGACUUGUAUAAGCGUAGAUCGCUUUUUAGCCAUAGUGCACCCAUUUUGGUCUAAGACUCUUAGAACCAAAAGAAAUGCAAAAAUCGUCUGUGUUGCAGUAUGGAUAACUGUACUAGCAGGAAGCGUGCCAGCAAGCUUUUUUCAGUCUAUUAGCACCCAAAAUGACACUGGACAAAACCAACAAACAUGUUUUGAAAACUUUCCUGAUAUCACAUGGAAAACCUAUAUAUCAAGGAUUGUUAUCUUCAUUGAAAUUGUGGGAUUUUUUAUUCCACUGAUCUUAAAUGUGACCUGUUCUACGAUGGUUUUAAGGACUUUGAAUAAACCAGUUACAUUAAGUCGGAACAAGUUAAGCAAAAAAAAGGUACUCAAAAUGAUUUUUGUCCAUUUGGUGAUAUUCUGUUUCUGUUUUGUGCCAUAUAACGUUACCCUAAUACUUUAUUCUCUUAUGAGAACACAAAUAUGGAUUAAUUGUUCAUUAGUAACUGCUAUCAGGACUAUGUAUCCUAUCACUCUAUGCAUUGCAGUUUCAAAUUGUUGUUUUGACCCUAUAGUAUACUAUUUUACAUCAGACACUAUUCAAAACUCAAUAAAAAAGAACAGAUCAGCUAGAACACGCGAUUCCAGAUUCUCUGAAAUUCAAAUUACUGAAAAUUUUAUUCAACACAGCCUCCAGACUUUAAAAGCUAAAAUAUUUGACAAUGAAUCUACAAUAUAAACGGAGAGAAAAUACUGGGACUGAAAUGCACCUUUCUUCAGCUGUGAAAAUGUUUUCUUGUACACUGAAUAAACUUUCUUCACUUAGAAAACUGUUUAUAUAAUGAUUAAAAAUAGGAAAAAGUUAAAUGUCACUUGUAAACAUAUUUUAUAGAAAAAUGUAAUUACUGCAAGAAUUACAAAUAUCUUUAUAGUUGUCAAAGUUUUAUCUCUUCUGCCUUUAUGUCACAGAUUCCAUGACCUGUUA
Molecule: messenger RNA, 1907 nt
Organism: Emys orbicularis (European pond turtle)
Lineage: Eukaryota; Metazoa; Chordata; Testudines; Emydidae
Gene: LPAR6
Product: lysophosphatidic acid receptor 6
Exons: 1
Coding region: 633-1661 (342 amino acids)
Biological process (GO): positive regulation of Rho protein signal transduction; phospholipase C-activating G protein-coupled receptor signaling pathway
Cellular component (GO): plasma membrane
Molecular function (GO): lysophosphatidic acid receptor activity
Source: RefSeq, a predicted model, not a curated record